Messenger RNA from Aspergillus tanneri, 306 nucleotides. RefSeq lists its product as uncharacterized. The coding region runs from base 1 to 306 and encodes 101 amino acids. The record is from RefSeq and is a predicted model, not a curated record. Lineage: Eukaryota; Fungi; Ascomycota; Eurotiomycetes; Eurotiales; Aspergillaceae. The transcript has 2 exons.
AUGAAGACCACCACCGUUGUCUCAGUUCUUGCUGCGGCCUCCAGUGCUAUGGCUAUUUCCUGUGUUCCAGGACAAACUUACUGUGGAGCUGUUCUCCUCAGACGUGGCAACUACCAUGAACAAAUUAACGAAGCACUCUUGAGAGAAGGGAAGCCGACAAAUAGCCAUCAUGUCCUUGAGUCGCUUUUCUACUGUACAGAUGAUGAAGAUUAUGUGAUUUGGAAGGCCACUUGCAGGCCGGGCAAGUGCCAGGAUGCCGGAACUGGGCGUCCUGAUUAUUGUAUUGGUGACCCUGAAGAACAGUAG